Messenger RNA from Gossypium raimondii (Peruvian cotton), 1231 nucleotides. RefSeq names its product reticulon-like protein B4. The record is from RefSeq and is a predicted model, not a curated record. The transcript has 5 exons. NCBI's taxonomy places the organism in Eukaryota, Viridiplantae, Streptophyta, Magnoliopsida, Malvales, Malvaceae. The coding region runs from base 171 to 929 and encodes 252 amino acids.
UAGCCACAAAACCCGAUACUAAGAGCUUCAAAGAAAACAAGUCAAACAACACUCAAAUCUUACAUUUCUCCGUUUUUUUUCCUUCCAAUCUUCAAAAACGUUUCAAAGCGAGUAGUUGGGGGGUUUUUUUUUUCUUUUAAGAAUUUGUGUGGAAAAAAAAAAGGAAAAAAAUGGCUGAGCACGAAGAGAAGAAGCAGGAGGAAUCUUUGAUGGAAAAGAUAGCGGAGAAGAUCCAUGGUCAUGAUUCGUCGUCAUCGUCGUCGGAUUCCGAUGACGACAAGCCAUCGGAAUCUUCGAUCAAGGACAAGGUGUUUCGUCUCUUUGGAAGAGAAAAGCCCGUCCACCAUGUUUUCGGUGGAGGCAAACCGGCCGACAUUUUACUGUGGAGGAACAAAAAGAUCUCAGCAGGAGCGCUUGGUGUUGCAACUGUGAUUUGGGUUUUGUUUGAAUUGCUUGAAUAUCACCUGCUCACUCUAGUGUGUCACUUGUUGAUACUUGCUCUUGCAUUGCUCUUCUUGUGGUCAAAUGCUACUCAGUUCAUCAACAAGUCUACACCGCACAUCCCGGAAGUUCAAAUCCCUAAGGAACCAGUUUUAGAGUUUGUCAUGGCACUUAGGUUUGAGAUUAACCGGGCUUUCGCUGUCCUGCGGGAUAUUGCAUUAGGAAGAGAUCUUAAGAUGUUCCUCUCUGUUAUUGCUGGAUUAUGGGUCUUGUCUAUUGUGGGAAGUUGGUGCAACUUCUUGACUCUGUUCUACAUAGUCUUCGUACUACUUCACACUGUACCUGUGCUGUACGAGAAGUAUGAGGACAAGGUGGAUCCCUUUGCCGAGAAAGCAAUGCAUGAGAUUAAGAAGCAGUAUGCAGUGUUUGAUGCAAAAGUUCUAAGUAAGAUUCCUAGGGGACCGUUAAAGCAAAAGAAGAAGGAUUAGCUUACCGGUCAAGAUGUUGAUGCUGCUAGGUUCAGAGGUUAGAAAUACAUCUGGUAGCUGUAUUUCAUGAAGUUGUUGAGUUUUAUCCAGUAUCAGUUAGAACCCUGCUUUUAUCCUUUACUUUUGUAGUAACUGGGUUCACAAUGAUGAUGAAAAUGGGAAACUUUUUUUUUCUUAACAUCUUUGGUUCUGCUGCCGUACAUGGGAGCUGUCCCAUGGAUUUAUAUGCUAUGUGAGACAAUAUGUUAUUGUAUUGCAUGUUGAUUAAUGGAUUGUACACCGAAUUGCAAGUUCUUUGGAAA